Molecule: messenger RNA, 1703 nt
Organism: Solea senegalensis (Senegalese sole)
Lineage: Eukaryota; Metazoa; Chordata; Actinopteri; Pleuronectiformes; Soleidae
Product: trace amine-associated receptor 13c-like
Exons: 2
Coding region: 37-1023 (328 amino acids)
Biological process (GO): G protein-coupled receptor signaling pathway
Cellular component (GO): membrane
Molecular function (GO): trace-amine receptor activity
Source: RefSeq, a predicted model, not a curated record
AGAGCACAGCAGCGUCUCCUCUCUCUCUCUCUGAACAUGGAGGCUCUGGAGGAACCUGAACUCUGUUUUCCCCACAUCAACACCUCGUGCAGGAGGACAAGGCGUCCUUACAUGGAAACCACGCUCAUGUACAGUGUGCUGUCCUGCAUCAUUGUGCUCACUGUGAUUCUUAACCUACUGGUCAUCAUCUCUAUCUCCCACUUCAGGCAGCUCCACACCACCACCAACCUCCUCCUUCUCUCUCUGGCUGUCGCUGACUUCCUCGUGGGUCUGCUGGAGAUGCCACUUCAUCUCCACAAUCAAGGCUGCUGGCUCAUUGGUGACCGAAUGUGUGCUCUGCAUAUCUUUUUAAGUUUCCUCGUUGUCAGUGUUUCAGUUGGAAGCAUGGUGCUCAUAGCGAUCGACCGCUAUAUCGCAAUAUGUGACCCCAUGUUUUACACCACCAGAGUCACUCUGACCAGAGUUAAACUCUGUGUUUGUCUGUGUUGGAUAUUUUCUGCUGUACAUGGCAUUUGGAUAUUAAGGGAUUUGUUAAAACAGCCUGACAUAUUUAGGUCCUGCUACGGAGAGUGCACAGUUGUUGUCACUUUUGCUGAAGGACUUGUUGAUCUUAUUGCCACCUUUUUAGGCCCAGUUUUAAUUAUUGCAAUUCUCUAUUCCAGAGUGUUUGUGGUGGCUGUGUCUCAGGCUCGAGCCAUGCGUUCUCACGUCGCAGUCGUCACAGUGGAGCGUUCCCACACUGUAAAAGUUAAGAAAUCUGAGAUUAAAGCAGCCAGGACUCUCGGUAUUGUAAUUAUUGUUUUUCUUCUCUGCUCAUGUCCAUAUUAUAGUUUUGCUGUUGCAGCUGAAAGCAACUUGGUUGGAGCAUCAACUUCAGGCAUUGAGAUUUGGUUAAUGUACAUAAACUCUAGUCUUAACCCGAUAAUUUAUGUAUUUUUCUACCUGUGGUUCAGAAAAACCAUUAAAUAUAUUGUUUCACUUCAGAUACUUCAGCCUGGCUCCCGUGAUGCCAGUGUACUAUAGAGAGAAAGAGAGAGAGGGUGCAGGAUGUGAUAGAUUGCCACUGAAUUUGUUAAAUCUUCUAUAAAAAUGUGUUUCAAUCCUGUGAAUUUCAUAAUGUGAAACAAAAACAAAAAAAAAAGAAGAAGACAUUUAUGGAACUGCUUUUUGGUUAUAAUUAGAAAAUUUAAUUUUUACCACCAUGUCUAAACCAUUGGAAAUGUUCUCCCCAAUCCCCACCAUUGUCUACUUCUCAUAUAAGAAUACUUUUACUUAAUAAUGUUACGCAAUUUGAGUCACCUGUAGUUAAAAAAAAACCUCAAAGCACCGGUGUAAUAAUAAAAUAAAAAUUAAACAAGAAGUAUAUAUUAGUCCCCGAUCCUAACAUACAGUUAAAGCGUGGUAUUGAUUUACUUUAGUUUGCUUUACUUUAGCUUGUUUUUUUAUUUCAAAUCAGUUUGCUCUGGGGAGGGGGGUUAAAAAUAGGAGACUUUUUAAAUUAUUACUAUUAAAUCUCUGGCAUUAUUGACAAGCUCCAGCUUACAGAGGCACUGGUUUAUUCUGAACCUUGUAUAUCAUGGCCCUGGGUGGUUCUGUUGUAAACUGACCCUUUUUGUUGUAUAUUAUGCAUAUACUGCUUCUCGCCUGUUUUAACAAAUCGCCUGUGUGCAAACUGACCUUUCUUGCAAGAAAUAAAAUCUUGU